This is a messenger RNA of Myripristis murdjan (pinecone soldierfish), 3339 nucleotides long. Its product is annotated as adhesion G-protein coupled receptor D2. Gene Ontology annotation, cellular component: plasma membrane. The coding region runs from base 1 to 3339 and encodes 1112 amino acids. Gene Ontology annotation, molecular function: G protein-coupled receptor activity. The record is from RefSeq and is a predicted model, not a curated record. Gene Ontology annotation, biological process: cell surface receptor signaling pathway; adenylate cyclase-activating G protein-coupled receptor signaling pathway. The transcript is spliced from 26 exons. Lineage: Eukaryota; Metazoa; Chordata; Actinopteri; Holocentriformes; Holocentridae.
AUGGGGAUGCUCCGGUUAUUAUUGUCCAGUUUACUGGUUUCUGUUCAUGGCUAUCCAUCAGCCUAUAUAGUGGAGAGCAGAGCCCUGUCGAUGUAUGAUGACUCCUACUAUGAGUAUGUGCCGGAUCGGCUGCAAUGGCAUGAGGCAGGACGGCUGUGUAACCAGCGCUCAGGGGCCCUGGCCACCGUCUCCAACCCUUUAGAGAACCAAGAGCUGAACAGCUUCUUAAAGUCCUUGAACAUCUCUCAGCCUGUGUGGAUUGCCGGGAAAGUCAUGACACAUCUAAAAAGUCCCUUGGAGACCUUGAUUCUGGAGUUCACUGGGCGCUCGGACAGGAAGAAUGCUCGCCUCCUGCACAAGUUCUCCUCCAUGGUCUCGGUGACUGUUUGUACCCGUCUCCGCUUCAAUCCGAGCUGCUUCGGAUUUUCCACCAUCUUCUCUUAUUCCAUCCAGUCAUACAUUAAUGAGUUCCAGCUCCGUGCGAGCCUGAUCCAGGGCAGGCCUGUGCAGCUGGCUCUGCUGGUCCAUGGCACUCAUGGGCCGUACCAUGAAGCCUUCGCUCAUGACGGCUCUUGGCACUCAGUCUGCGUCUCUUGGAGUCAAAAUGGCGGACGCUGGGCCCUGUUUACCGACGGCCUUCUGGUCGGCAAGGGUGACGGCCUGCAUGGCACCGUCAGCAUCGGCCCCGAUGGUCUUUUCAUCAUCGGGCAGGAGCAGGACACCUUCGGGGGCUCGUUCAAGAAAGACGAGUCGUUCUCAGGGAGCAUCACGGAGCUGCACAUUUGGGAGCGGGUUCUAAAUGACAGUGAAAUCCACACCAUGGAAAAACAGUGCUCACCCAUUUCCUCUGGGCUGGUGUUCAAGUGGAGUGGUGCAGCCGUGGAAAUAGAGUCCUCCCUCAAGAGGCUGUGGAGGGACAAUCCAUGUCAAGUAACCCCUAUGAAUCGCUAUUUUGUGGAUGCAAGCUCUCUGCUGUAUCACAACUUCUCCUUGGACGUGAUCAGUGCUCCUCAGGCUGGGGAGUGCGUGACCUUUGACCCUGUGAAUGGCAGCUGGGGCCUUGACAAGUGUGACUCAUCCAGAGAGGCCGUCUGCCAGUUUGAGAAAGAAGGGGUGGAUGUCUCUGGCUUUCCCAAGACACCACUCUUCAGCAGGCUGAGCAAGGAUCCUCUGGCCAAACCUCUGAUGGAGGAGCUGAGCAUCAAUGCCUCCUGGGAAAGAGACCUGGGCUCCCUGCAGCACCUGACUCAGGUUCUCCUGGACAUCAUGAAGGUCGACAACGCUGACGUCCUCACCUCCAGUGAUGUCCUCUACCUGACCCAGAUGAUGGAACGGGGCCUGACUGCAGUGGCUAGCACUGGUACUGCUGGGGCCGAUGUGGCGGAGGUCAUGAUGUCGAUUGCCACCAACUACCUGAAGCUAGCCAGUUUGAUGCUUGAGCCCCACAUGGCCGCACACUGGAUUGGUCUGACAGACGAUGGGGUCAGCUUGGGGCCGUUCACCGUUGUGAGGAGUAUUGACAGACUCACGGAGGCCCUAGCAGACGUGCUGUGUGCUGAAAGAAAAAGCUUCACUCUCGCUACCAAAAACAUAGAUGUGUACAUGGAAUGGCAGAGGCUGUCUGAGGCGAGCUGCAACCGAGUCUUCAAGCCGUCAGCGCUCAGCUCGCACACCAGCAGCAGCAGCCAGGAUGAGCUGCUGAUCCCUGACAGUGAGCUGCACAGGAUACACAAGCUGGGUUAUGAGGAGGUGAUGUUCAUUCAUACCUACUACAGCCAUCUGAAUGACAUCCAGGCUGCAGCAGCACAGGAGCCGUCACCAAAACACCAGCAAAGCAGUGUUCUCCCAGGCCUGUUGGCCUCCGCCGUGAUAUCAGCCACUGUCCGAGACGCCGCCAAGGCCCGGACCGUCCCUGUGGCCGUCCAGUACACCCUAUCCUCCUCAAACGUGGAGUAUUCACAGCAAGUCACGCCUGUUUGUGCCUUUUGGAAUUUCAGCCUGAUAGGGCAUGCCAAUAGCUGGGCCAACGACGGCUGCAAGGUGACGUUUGAAGGGUCUGAUGUCACUUCCUGUCUGUGUAACCACACCACCAACUUUGCAGUGCUGAUGAACUACCUGGAGUCCAAGUGGAGUCGUGAGGAAGAGCUCAUUUUGACCAAGCUGACGUUCAUCGGCUCAGGCGCCUCUCUGUGUGCGUUGGUCAUCACCUUGAUGCUGUUCACCGUGCUGGACAUCCCCAAAUCUGACAGGACGUCCAUCCAUAAGAACCUGUUCAUCGCUCUGAUCUGUGCUCAGGUGGUGCUGCUGUGCAGCGGCUCAGCCAUCCACAACAAGGUGGCGUGCACGCUGGUGGCAGCGCUGCUCCACCUCUUCUUCAUGGCGGCGUUCAGCUGGAUGCUGGUGGAGGGUCUGCUGCUCUGGAGCAAAGUGGUCGCCGUCAACCUCAGCGAGGACCGACACAUGAAAUACUACUAUCUCAUCGGCUGGGGUCUGCCGGUGCUGAUCGUCACCAUCACGUUGGCGUCUGCCUCCGGAAAAUACUCAGCUGAUGGCCACUGUUGGCUCAGUGUCCAGAACGGAGUCAUCUGGGGCUUUGCCGGGCCCGUCAUCUUCAUCAUCAUGGUGAACAUCAUGGUACUGACCCGGGUGGUGGUCAUCACCAUCUCCACAGCAAAAAGAAGGUCCAUCAUGCUGGCCAUGGGCACCAGUCCUGUGGAACAGGCCUACGAGCAAAUCAGGGCUGCGGUGAAAGCAGUGUUGGUGUUGCUACCCAUCCUGGGACUGACAUGGCUAUGUGGUGUCCUGGUGCCCUUUUCCAUUGUUAUGGCCUAUAUCUUCAUUCUCCUCAACUCUCUGCAGGGCCUGUUCAUCUUCCUGAUAUAUGGGGUGUACAACACAGAGGUUCGGAGCACGGUCAACAGGAUCAAGGAGAGGAGAAAAGCUCUUAAUUUUUCAAACUGUGCCAGUUCCCGACCGUCCAGCUCAGUUACCAGCUCUCGUCCUGCCAGCUCCCCGCUGUCGGGGGCCCCAGGACCGCAGACACCCAGCCAGGAGGAGGAGGCCAUGCCUGCCAACCCUUACCCCACUGCCACAGCCAUGGGAGAGGAAGAAGAGAAGGCCAUUGCUGACGUUAGGCCAAACCUGGCUCCCAUGACCCAGAGCUACGAGCCACCGCACCCCUUAUCACACAGAGCCAUCAGUGAACUGCCCCUCAUCUUUAACCCCCCUGCUACUCUCCAAUCAGUGGUGUCAGUCAGAGACCUGCAUCCCAGUGGGGGAAGUCACCUCCCCUGGGCCACACUGUCCCACAGCCUGUCCGUCAAACUUCCAAAAACUUAA